AUGCGAACUAACCUUUGGGUCGUCUGCUUCGAUCUGCAGUACUUCCAGGCCUAUCACGCUCCAGUUGCUGGGAUCCCUCCUGUGCUGCCCUCAGCUGGUCCCUUCAGCUCUCUGCAGGGUGCCUUUCAACCUAAGACCCCCAAUCCGGAGUUGACGUCCAGGUCAGGGCCGGUAACUCACACCUUUCUGCAGAAGGACCCCAGGUUAACGGAAACGUACAGGCCUACAAUCCGGAAGCCUGGGAAGUGGUGUGCCAUGCACGUGCAGAUUGCUUGGAUGAUCUACCGACAUCAGGAGAAGAACAAGGUGAUACACACAGACCCCCACAAACUGGACCUCGCCAAGAGUGAGCUGCUGGGCCGGACUCCCAGCGGCAUCUUCGGGCCCAUCGCGCACUCCCACGAACUGGCCCGGCCUGCUUCGCUCUUCACUGCUGCUGAUGCAGUUCACCCAGCGUCUUCACCGUUUGCACAUCCGAGUGCUCUCAACACAUUCCUCAAUCCUCCCUCCCAUCUCGAUCCCUACUGCAGGACCCCGGCCUACAGCACGAUCGGACAACUAGCAAACGGAGCCUUUGGAGGCCUGGGGAACGCAGCAGUGGCUGCCAGUUCAGUGUUUGCUCACAAGGAGAGCCCUGGUAGCCAGGCCUUUGCCAACCCCCGGGAGCACUGGAACCGUCUGCACCAGACUCCGCCGUCCUUCCCCAGCCCUCCGCCAGGGUGGCCGCGGCUGGGAGCGAGUGAAGCAGAGCGGGGUACCCAUAUCGACAAGGAACUGGAGUCUGACCGGCACCAAGCUCCCUUCAUCAAGGAGGAGAUUGGCAGGGAAACGGUGUACGCCCGCUAUUCGGCCCGCGUCUCUCCAGCCGCCCCCCUGAAGAUGGUGAGCGGUGGGAGCGCGGCGGGCACGCCGCGAGAAGAGGAGCUGGACGAGGAGACGGCGCGCAGCGGGCCCAGGAGCGGCGCCGGUGGGGAGCUGCGGGGGCCCGGCCGCGAACGGGACCGCGCCGAGAGCUCCCGGGAGCCCUUCAAGCCGGAGCGCCGGAUGCGGGAGGUUGCCGAGGAGAGCCGCCUGCCGGCCAGGAGGCCCGGGGAGGAGGUGGGGGCCACUGCCGCCGCGAUCCGGGACCCGUCGCCGUUCUCCCGGCCGUCCUCAGGCGCCGGGCCCUCCUCCUCGUCCUCCUCCAGCGCCGGCACCCCUUCUUCGGCCGCCGCGGUGCCGGAGGGCGCCAAGCCAAGCCUGCUGAGGGAGCUGGCCAAGCGGCACGAGGUGCGGGUGAAGGCCGAGCUCCCGCAGCACGAGCCGGUGGGCUUUGAGCCCCCCGCCCAGCUCCCCCCCCGCUCCCACCUGCCCGGCUCCCUCCACCCGGUGCCCCUGGCCCUUAUCGGGCAGCUGGGUGGCGCCCUGGAGCGGGGCGCCGGCCGGGUGCUGCACGGGCCCUUCCUGGGGGUGGGAGUGCCCGCCGCGGCGCCCGAGCCCCGCCUGGGCCCGUACGCCUGGGAGCCUUACCGCGAGGCCUGGCGGGAGGGCUGCCGGGCACCCGAGUUGGCCGGGGUGGCACCGGCCGGCGCCCGCUUCUACGAGGCGGACCCCCGGCCCUACCGGGAGAGGGCCCCGCUCCGGGAGUACGGGCGCCGGGAGCCGGAGUCCGCCGCCGCCUCCUCAGCUUCGGCCGCCACCGCCGCGCCAGGGGCCCUCCUGCAGGAGUACGAGCAGCGGGCGCAGCUCCUGGGCCUGUUGGUGCCCCCGCCACCCCCGCCUCACCACCAUCACCACCACCACCACCACCACCACCACCCGCCGCCGCCCCCGGGGGCAACGGCCACCCCGCCACCUCCUGCUCCUCACCCGUACCCCCGCCUCAGCCCCUCGGGCCUGGUCCCUCAGGGCGGCCUGCUCAGCAAAGCCUCCCCCAUGGCCGGGCUGGGGGCGCCGCCCCCCCUCAUCUCCUCGUCCGCCCGGCCCGGCACCCCGCCGCACCGCGUCACCCCCCUCUUGGCCUCCGAGCUCCGGGAGCUGUCCGCCUACAGCCACAAGGACCGCGACUCCAGAUAAUGGCCGCCGAGGAGGGCCGGCGUUUGGCAAGAUGGCGGACUGUUGGCGCCUCACCCACGCCCUCACCUCCGUGCGAUACCACCCAACCUGGACUGCUCCAGCCUUCCCUUUUUACUUUGUCUUUUUAAACAGGAAAAAAGGAACAAUUUGCUUUCAGAGAGAAGAACACCCUGUAAAUAUUUAUAUUAUAUAACCUGUGCU
Molecule: messenger RNA, 2256 nt
Organism: Hemiscyllium ocellatum (epaulette shark)
Lineage: Eukaryota; Metazoa; Chordata; Chondrichthyes; Orectolobiformes; Hemiscylliidae
Product: autism susceptibility gene 2 protein homolog
Exons: 9
Coding region: 1-2055 (684 amino acids)
Source: RefSeq, a predicted model, not a curated record